UUUUGUACCGACACUUCCUGCCCCGCCCAUGGAGACUUGAACGCGGAAGUAUUGACGAAUCCACCUGCGCCGGGUCGGACGAUAAGGAAAAACACCUCAUCCUUGUCUCCCUGGAGGUGCAGCAGCCAUGAAACUCGGACUGCACUUUGUGGUCGACCCCGCGGGCUGGCUAUGCGUCGGCGCCAUCUUUGGGAUCUGGCUCUACAACUCCAUUUUUGUUCCCAAGCUGGUUCUGCUACCGCACUACAGAGAAGGCCACAUUUCCUGGGCUGUCGUCAUUUGUUAUUAUGCUGCGUCAGCACUGUGCUUUUUAGCCCUGUUCAGGGCGUCCACGGCGGAUCCUGGUCAUCUUCCUCCAAACCCCCAUAUACCUCACUCUGAGCGAGAGCACUGGGAACUGUGCAACAAGUGCAACCUAAUGAGGCCCAAAAGGACCCAUCACUGCAGUCGUUGUGGCCACUGCGUGCGCAGGAUGGACCACCAUUGUCCCUGGAUCAAUAAUUGCGUGGGGGAAGACAACCACUGGCUUUUCCUGCAACUCUGCUUCUACACACAAGUCCUCAGUGCUUUUACUCUGGUGCUGGACUUCUGCCAGUACUAUUACUUCCAACCUCUCACGCACCUUGACCAGGGGAAGUUCACUACGCGGCACGAGCUGGCCCUGUUGCGGGCUUCGGCGCUCACGGGCGUGGUCAUGUUCUGCGGCAUGUCGGGCUUGUUUUAUUCGCAGAUCGUCGGCAUCCUUUCGGAUACCACCACCAUCGAGAAGAUGACUCGGUUCUCCAGUGAAAUUCACGGCCUGAGGAGAUCGUGGAAGUGGGCCCUGGCCGACGUGUGCGGAACCCACUGGAAGGCGCUGUGGUUCGUGCCGCUCCGAAGCCGACGAUCGCUCCAAGCCGGCGGCCUCUUUGAAGCCCACGUGUAGCUCAAGUCGUGGUUCUGAAUGAUCGCCUCUCAGGUUGAUUUGGUUACUACACGCACGCACACACAGACCGCUCGAUCAACAAUUGGACAGACCCGGGAAUUUAACCCAACUUUUCCAAUGGUUCCAAUUCUUAAAGCCAAAUGGGGUUGAUUUAAACCAACCAGCAUUUUUGAAGGGUGGACAUACAUUCUAUACAUGAUAUACCAAAAUAUUUUGGUUUUAUUUUUUGCAGUGGGUUAUCGUAGGCAAUAGUAUGCACUGGUACUCUUAAAGAGACACACACUUGAAUUGUUUUUUUAAAAUCAUGUAUUUCUUCCAAAAUGUCAUACCAGGUCGGGUGUUUACAUUACUGUUUAAUUGGGUUUGAACUUGUUUUUUUAAUGUAUGUAUUUUAUGGGAUGUUUGUGACAGUUUGUUUUUAUGGAUCUGUUUUGUACACAAGUAUCUUGGAUUUUUUUUUCCCCCUAAUCAAUUUUUUUAACUAUAACUCCACACUUUUUUUUCCCUCCUUUCCCCUUUUUUAUGUUGGUUCAUUUUCUCAUUUUUAAACAUUGCAGGUUGCUACUGAAGAUGGUCAUGAAAGAACUCAAAGAAGGAGAUAUCAAAUGUCGUUUGUCAAUGCCCAGGCUUGCUUUUUUUGUUCCAAAUUCUGAAGCGUUUUUUUUGUUCAUUUUCCCCGAGUCGUCCGGGGCGAUGACAGCAGUAUUUCGCUCAAAUUCGGAACACGGUGGAUAUAACUUGUCGUGCUUUGUUUCCUUGUGCGUUCUCUACAAAAAGAGCAACGUUGCCAUUCAAAGAAAUGUGGAUUUGCACUUCUUAAAGCAAGGCAAUAAAUAACAAUGCAUCAAGACCCUCGGACUUGACCGUCCAGGAUGUUUUCCGUCGCUUUGGCUUCCCAAGUGGCGCUUCCAUUGUCCUGGGACAAGUCUGGUGAGGCAUGCGUAACGUGCACGGCCGUGACCUUAACUGAUGUGCCUUCACACACAAUGAAGAGUUUUGUUCUCCAUCACCCAGAAUGACCCCGCCGACAAGUUGAACUGUCAAUAAUGCGUUGUUAGCUCCAGGUCAAGAUAAUAUCAAUAAAAACUCCUGUGGCCGCACAUGAUGAUUUAUGUCAAAAUAAAAUCAGCCUGAAUGAG
This is a messenger RNA of Syngnathus typhle (broad-nosed pipefish), 2064 nucleotides long. It is a transcript of the gene zdhhc21, whose product is annotated as zinc finger DHHC-type palmitoyltransferase 21. NCBI's taxonomy places the organism in Eukaryota, Metazoa, Chordata, Actinopteri, Syngnathiformes, Syngnathidae. Gene Ontology annotation, cellular component: endoplasmic reticulum; Golgi apparatus. The record is from RefSeq and is a predicted model, not a curated record. Gene Ontology annotation, biological process: peptidyl-L-cysteine S-palmitoylation; protein targeting to membrane. Gene Ontology annotation, molecular function: protein-cysteine S-palmitoyltransferase activity. The coding region runs from base 128 to 925 and encodes 265 amino acids. The transcript is spliced from 8 exons.